GCUGUCGGCAUGAAACUUCAACUUCACCAACAACCUCUUCUGCAGCUAGCGUUACGCAUCUGCUUGCGUAAUUUUGCUUGCAAGACGCCAAAAAUCCGAUGAGUUACAUCGCAUGAAUCGUCUAACUGUUCAUGGGCUGAAAGCCAACGUUUUCCUGUCAGCCGGAACUGGGAUCAUCAGAAUGCUACCUGCUACUGUGCGUCGUUGCUAUGCAGAAAACCGCCUGUAACACCGCGUUCCUAUUGUUUGAGUUCUCGUUUUUCUGAAGAAGAUUUUGAGUGUCUGUAUGUGUGUACGCUCGCUAUGAAAUGCGUAAAAAAUUCAUUGGUGUCUGGUCAGAUGAACUAUUCGAAGUUUGUAAGAUGGGUGGAAUGUGUUAAGCUGUGUUCAAUGCAAAAGAAGAUCAAUAGAUUAAUUCCGUGAAUGAAUAAAUAAAUAAAUGAAAUUUGCCUGCAAAAUAGUAAAUGAAAAUAUGAUGGCCAACGAAGAGCUCGCAUCUUAAUCAUAUCUCUAUCAAGUUUCCUAUCAUCUGUAGUGUGUAGUGUUUCGUAGUUCAUGUGCUAGUGUUUAAGAUAAUAUCAAAGUUCCGUGAAUAUCAAUUCAGCUAACCGAAGAAAUAAUAAGCAAAUCCGUGUUUGUGUCAGAUGUUUCAGUGUGAUUACCAGCGGGAAGCGAUUUAGCAAGUCAAGAAGCUUUGUGAUAUACGACCCCAGCUGAUGCAAAGUCAAUUCCACUCGCCGUAGUUUGUGAUUUCAUCGUCUACGGAAAUAUUGCAGCCAUUAUAGAGAAGCUGUAGCCGUUACAACCGCCCGGCCGCGUGCUCCCACCAUGUGCUCCCUUCAAUUAAAAUUUAAAUGAGCAUUCGGUGAUGUCAGUACGAGCGGACGAUAAUGAAUUGGAUUAUACUCGGGGUGGUUUUCAUCCUAGCGCCGCAGCUCCGACCGGACCCUUCGUCGUUGGCGGAAUCUUCACCGUCGGCGUCGCUCAUCGGAAGUCUACUGCAGAAUGGCGGGCAGCUUGCAGCCGUCCAGGGGACACCUCUCAGUCCAGAUACCAUCCCGGCUUCGCUGCGGGCGCUGAAUCCCUUCAUCAAGCACUGGGAACCGGCGCGGUUCGAUCGCAGCCAGCUGGAGGCUGCCCAUCGGCACCACGAAGCGCACCGGCGGCGGAGGCGCAGUAUCAACUAUGACCACGGUUCGGCCAGCUAUGGCCCGGCCAACGUGGUCCGGCUGAACUUCCACGCCCACGAUAGAGAAUUCCGUCUGGUGCUGCGGGAAGACCCCUCCUCAGUGUUCGCCCGGGACGUCCAAAUCGACGACACCGAAGGACCGGUCGAUUUCGACCUGUCACGGGUGUACACCGGAAUCGUGGAAGAUGAGUCCGGCUCGCACGUUCACGGGAUGCUGACGAGCGAAAACCUCUUCGACGGGACGAUCGAAACCAACCUUGAGCAAUACUAUAUCGAGCCGGCCGCCCGGUACGGUCCGGAACUGGAGCGGCACGGUGUCCACACUGUGAUCUACAAACUCAGCGACGUAAAAAUUCGCCAGGACCAUCACAGCCACGAGGGCGACGAUGGUUCACGGGCCGGUAGCAGUAGUAGAAGUAGCACUAGCAGCAGCCUCAAGCACAGUCACAGCGGUAGCAGUAGUAGCGGCAACAGUAACCGUAGCAGUAGUAUUAGUAGUGAUAGUGAUGUGUCGUCGUCGUCGUCGUCAUCGACGUCGACUUCCAGUGAUGAUCGAAGAGGCGAUGAAAGUGAGUUGAGGAAGAGCAAAGCCAACGAAGAGGUAUCAUCUGCUCAUCUGAAUCAGUUCACACGAAAGACUGAUGGUAGUGAUAGGAACGAUGUUAACAGCAGAACUAGUGCUAGCGAAAGCGGGAGUGAUAGGCUAAGUAGGCAACGGGUGAAAAGUGUGAAGAAUAGUGAAGUGGAUGGUGAUGAAGAAGAUAUCAAUGAAGAGUUAGUGCGGAGAAAACGAAGCAACAGCAAGAGCGACACCAAACGGAGGAAACGAUGGCUGCAAGAGGAGAUGCAGGAGAGUCGGGGGAAUCCUACACUGCCACUGGACCUGGAGGUUCCCUACAACGAUGAUUACAGUCUGACACGAAAUCACGACUACAAGAGCCGGAUUAUUACCCGGACCAGUCUGACGAAUGGCGGCAGUGGCCAAACCGUGAACAGAAACGUCAACACCAAUCUUUUUCAUCCGCCAACAUCUGUAAAUAACCGAAAAAACCACUUCCUCAUCAACACCUACAACCCCAAUGCCGAUCCGAACCAGCGAAUAAUCACCCGGACGCGUAACGUCAUCGGGAAUGUGUACGACCGGAACGCCAACCAGUCCAACUCGAACCCGAACCGGGAAACGCACGUGGAGAUCAUCACCAAGAAUGGCUCCACCAAGAAGAACGUCAUCGGGAACAACUACGACCCGGAUGUGCUCAUCACGGGCACCAACGGGAACAAUCUGAACUUGAAUGUGCGAAACGAGCUGAACGAGCAGAAACAGUCGUUUGCCAGCUCGCUGUACGAUCGGAAGAGUACGUGCAUGUUGUAUCUGCAGGCGGAUCACACGUUCUUCCAGAAGAUGGGCUCGGACGAGGCCAGCAUCGAAGCCAUCACGCGGCACGUUCAGCGAGCGAACAUAAUCUACCGAAAGACGGAUUUCAACGGCGACGGCAAACCGGACAACAUCACGUUCAUGAUCAAACGCAUCAAGGUGCACAAUCUGAACGCCCUCAAGGAUUCGAGUUAUCGCUUCGCCGGCAACUACGGCGUGGAAAAGUUCCUGGAGCUGUUCUCGGAGGAAGACUACGACGCGUUUUGUUUGGCGUACAUGUUCACCUAUCGGGACUUCGAGAUGGGCACACUCGGACUGGCGUGGACCGGUGAUCUGAAGAAUGCCGGUGGUGUCUGCGAAAAGAAUGGGCACUACCGUGGAUCGCUGAAAUCGCUCAACACCGGCAUCGUUACGUUACUGAACUACGGGAAGCACGUUCCUCCGGCCGUUUCACAUGUGACCUUGGCGCACGAAAUCGGCCACAACUUUGGCUCACCGCAUGAUCCAGAGCAAUGCACACCGGGUGGCGAAGAUGGUAAUUUCAUCAUGUUUGCUCGGGCUACUUCCGGAGACAAGCGGAACAACAACCGCUUCAGCCCCUGUUCCUUGAAGGCCAUCGAGCCGGUUUUGAAUGCGAAAGCACGCAGUGCUAAGGGAUGCUUCACAGAGCCACAAGCUUCCAUCUGCGGCAACGGAGUGGUAGAACAUGGUGAACAAUGCGACUGCGGUUGGGAAGAGGACUGCAAGGACUCAUGUUGUUAUCCGAUGUCCAGACAUCCACGGUUCGAUCAAAAGCCGUGCACGCUGACACCCAAAGCCCAGUGUAGCCCAUCGCAAGGGCCGUGUUGUACGUUGGAGUGUACCCUCAAAACCGGAGACAAGUGUCGGGACGACAACGGCUGUCGCGAUCCAGCGUACUGCGACGGCAACAUGCCCCUGUGUCCUCCGUCCGUGAACAAGCCGAACAAAACAAUCUGCAAUAAGGAGUACGUAUGCUACAUGGGUGAUUGUACUGGAUCGAUAUGCCUGGCGUAUGGUCUCGAGUCGUGCCAGUGCGCCGUUGGACCGAACGAUCCACCGCUUCGAGCUUGCGAACUAUGCUGUAAGCUGCCGGGUGAAGACAAACCAUGCCUCAGUUCCUUCGACUGGAAUGAACCACCGUUCGAUGUUCCGGAUAUGUAUGCCAAACCGGGCACUCCCUGUAACGACUACAACGGGUACUGCGAUGUGUCGCAAAAGUGUCGUGAGGUGGAUCCUUCGGGACCGUUGGCCACCCUGCGGAAACUACUGCUGUCGGAGGAGAGUAUAGCCAGUUUCAAGAAAUGGGUGAUCUCUAAUUGGUAUGCCGUGGCCCUGAUCGUGGUGAUUAUCUUAGCGCUAUUGAUUCUGAGCGCGAAACUCCUGGGCAAGCGGACGAACUUGAAGCUCAAAACGGUCACCAUAAUCCACAGUGCGACGACGGAGACGGUUCGCCUACCGGAAGACAACAACGGCGUCAUAGUGCACACUGCCGUCCGCACCAAGGUACCGCUGAGGAAGAAAGUCCGCGGCGAACGAUCCAAGUCCAAAACAGCUCCUCUCCCGCCGGGUCAAUCCGUUCCAAAGCAGCUUCUAGCGACAGCCACCGGCACUGGCGGAGUAGUGACCACUACAGCAGCGUCGGCAGCCGCAAACACAACCGCCAUUCUUCCAUCCAGCUCCAAGGACCGGUUCCAUCUGUCCAGAUCGUCAACGAGCAACCCCGCCACGGUGGUCAUAAAGCAGGUCAAACGGCAUGUUGGGAAAACGACUACAACCACUACAGUCGCUGGCGGUAAGACCGACAGUCCAAAGAAGCUUAUAAAAAAGAAAAAGAAGCGUUCGAACGCCACCCCAGGGAAUCCGUCCGACGAGUCUCCAGUGAAAGAACCGAUCAUCAAGCAGAAAAAGAAAAAGACCAAAUCCAAACACAAGGAAGUAAUCGACUACUCAUCUAGGAGUGACGCUCACAGUCAUUCCAAUACUUUCGGAAAAGUGCACCGAUGGCUGCUGGAGUCGCCAAUCGUUACGAAUGCCACCAAUCAAUUCGAGCACGCCUCCAAAGUCACCAACAUUAUCAACAAAAGCCAAUCGACACCUGAGCAUUUAACGACAACUACUGCCGCGGUAACGUCCCAGCAACAACCCCGGUCACCCAAGAAAACCAGAUUGAAGACCAAAUCCGUCGGAAACAUCAACGAAAAGGUGCGUCUCCAAGUCGUGUACAAACCGCCCUUCAAGUUCAGUCUCAAACUAUCCAAAAACGAUUCCUCCGUUAAAACCCACGUAGUUGCGGGCCCAGUCGGUAAGCGGAAGGGUCGCAUGGUAGACCGGAAACGGGUAGCCGCAGCCAUCCAGUCCGAAACGCAACGAGGGCGCACAGCCAUCUUGGUCCGACCUGCGGACGAAUCCAUUCCGUUUGUUGGCCCUCUGUCGGAGCCUAACUAUGAAACCCUCAAUCCACGCAACCUGCCUGAGGCUCCACCGUCUCCAUCGUCCGAAACGCACGUUUACGAAAAUGUGACAUUCCAAGGUGAUGCCGGUGGUCCGACCGAACUGCCAAACUCAGUGCCUCCUCCCAUCAAUACAGCCACGUUCCGCAUAAACCGUAGCGCUAGUGGUAGCAACAUAAUGAACCCGGUGGGGUCCCACUUCCGGAACCCAUCGAUCACAUCGGUGAGCCAGAUUCGGCCCACCUCAUCCGGUCUUCGUGGCAGUUCCUCGAAUUUAGCCGCCACUGCCGGAGGUAGUCAUAGCAAUAGUAACAGUCGAGAACGUGACAAGCACCGACGCUCCUACGGUGGAGUGCUCGGUGGCGAAAGCACUGAAAGCCUCAUCCGUUCCAGUACAACGAAUCUGGCCAAGUCGGCGAGCAGUAAAAGAAACAGCUUUGCCGAGAAGCGCCGCUCCAGCUCAACGAGCCUGCACCAGCGACACUCGGGUUCGGCAUCCAAUCUGCACUUGAUGAAGCGGCAUUCCGGUUCGUCCAGUCAGUACCUCAACCAGGAACCGUCGCGCUCCGCGAUGCCGCACGAAGUGCCCCUCAGUCGGAGGCAUAGCACCAGCGUUAGGCCAGUAGAUAGUAGCGCCGCUGGUAGCAAUAGCGUUAAUAGUAAUAGUAUGCAGAAGCAGAAAAUUUCCCGCACAUCCAGUAGCACGAACCUCAGUGGCGGUGGCAGCGGAACGGCAACGAAACGACGCGGCAGUAUAGGCAGCAGGCAGCCUCCCGGUCAUCCGCACCAUCAUCUGUCCCGGCAAACGUCCCUCAACGUACGGCCCCAAAAGCCGAACGGGUUCGACCGGGUCGAGGACCGACGGCCGCACACAUCGUCCUGUGAUGAACGGCAUCCGCCGACGACGGGAUUCGAGUGGCCACCCGCCGGUCUGAAGCGGCCCGGCCACGACGAUGACCCACUGCCAUCGGACCUGGAGGUUAUGGUGUCGGACGCGGAGAAUCUGGUGGGCGACAGAUAACCACCGAUGGUUCCGCCGAAUGCCAGAAUAGUUAGUGCGAUUUAGAAUGUUAGUGUUCAUAUCAAUUUUAUUGUGGGGGAUUGGUGCGAAACUAAGCACAGUCCGCGGACGGUGGGGAAAUGUGAUUUUAACCAAAAGGUUUUAAGGCUGGUGUCGUCACGCUACUGGCCCAACCGGCUGCAGUUUAGUUUGUUUUAGUAUUCUUUUUCAAGUGCCAAUGUGUGUGUUAGGAAGAAUUCGGGAAUUACGACGGACGAGGGUGAGAUGUUUUCCUGCACUUGGGCGGAAUUUAGGAAAUAUGAAAAGUGACUAUGUGUGGUAGAUAGAGACAGCGGUAUCGUGUAACCUCGCUUCUUGCUUAUUCAUUUGAAAAUAGAAAGAAAAUGGAAUGAGGGCACCCAAGUUAACUAACUUAGAAUCAAUUUUACAUCAGACCAAUGAGGCAGUGAUUGCAUAGGCGGCAACUGCGAUGCUAAAGAAAAUCAAUAUCGAAUGGCAGCAUAUCAGAAAAUUACGAUCGUAGCUUUUUAGAACACGGAACGUUGUUUUUUAUUCCGCCAAUACUUUAUCAUUAACAACUACAUUUGUUUCACUAUAAACCAACAAAAAUCGUCAGACUUUUCAUGGGCUGUAUAUCAAGUAAUUGGCCCUUUUGCAUAGUUUAAUUAUUCUCUCAGGUGCCUCUAACUAUGUUUAAAAUUGGAAUUCUGCUACUAUGAGAUCUGCUACUCCUUAACUGAUCAAAUUUGCACAUAUUUUCCUUGAUUAACCGCCUUGGUUUGUUGCAUGUUCUGCUGAUCUUCGACUGAAGAAGUCGAACUCAAUGAAUAAAAUAUCUAACUGAUGCAGUUGGAUGACAAAUCGUUUCCUUUCGUUCACUCACUCGAUAGACGUUAAUCGUUCUGCCAGAUUGUGUCAUACAAUGAGCCCAGGUCGUAGGCUGGUAAUCUCAACAAUUCUCCCCUUAAGGCCUAAGCGCAAUUAAGCAAAACGGUAACGGAAACGGAAAAUUUGAAAUGAAAAAAUGGGCUAACUGUCAAUCCUGCCGUUUCAGUCACUGUUCCGCUGUAUUGUGCAGGGGGCUUUAGAAAAGAUAAUACAGCUCAUACCACACGGGUUGUCUUCCGGCACUCAAACACUGGUGAAGCUGGGUCGGCUCCUGCUGAAUAAUAUCUAUUGGUGGCUGGAUUAGUGCUCGACGAUGAAUCUCUCUCGAAUCGAGUGUGUUGUAGAGGUUGUAGAGCGCUCAACAGUGGACGACAAACAAACUGCAGACCGAGAAAGCGAAUCGGGAACGUCGGAACCAAGGAAAGAAACAACCACUUAGUUGGACUUAACAAGAACGAAUACAGGCUGUAUUAUACAGCAACAGUUCGCUAACUGGGCGCCUUUUGAUUGGACUGUUUUUUAACUGGGCGUUCGCUAACUGGGCCAAAUCCCAGUUCUUCUUCUUCUUCUUCUCUUCUCCUUUAACUGGCACAGCUACAGAUGCUAUAUCGCCACCUAGUAUUCUUUAUAGUCUCUUCAAAGCCCAGUUAAAAAGCAGUUAUCCGUCAAAAACAACAACAAAGACUCGGUGACGAGGGGAUUCUGAAUGGUAUAUUCUUUAAGCUUCAUGUAAAACACGACCACAACAAUGCAUCGCGAAUUCCCUCGUCAGCCCAGUUAAAAAGCGGCGUUCGGUAACUGGGCUGGUGUUUUAGCUCAGUUAGCGAACGGUUGCUGUACAAUUUAAGGUUCCCCCAAACACACGCGACGCGACAGUCGCGACGCGAUUCUAUCACUUGGCGACAGCGAUUCUGUCGCCGUUGGUAUGAAAGCGUAAAUAGAAUAUUGCCUGCAGCGACCCAACGAUAGAAUCGCUGCGACUAGAUGUCGCCGUUGCGGCGAUGAAAUCGCUUAGGUCUGGGGGAGCCUUUAUUCACAACAUAACACAACAUCAACGAUAAACAUUCGAUUUCGGCACAUCAACCACAGUGUGUCCAUCUUGCGUAGGAUAAAAGUUGUCUCCAAUCUGAGAUGGACGGUUGCACUCUAAAAAAAAAUCCAACAUCCCUCCUCAAGUCGACAACCUGAGUAUCGCAGCCCGAGUAUCACAACCCAAGCAAAAUUUCAGUUUUGAAGCGGUCCUUAGGCAAAAGUGAGUUUCUCCAUCCGGAUAGAAAAGUUUGCUAUACCGCGCGGAACACACUUGAACGACUUCCAGCUAGAGAUGUCAUAACAAACCGUUAAUUUCUUACACCGGUUGGAUACGUUUCGGCUGCAGUCACUACUGAAUCAAACGUCGGUGGCAGAAACCGCGUCGGAGAAUUCAACAGCCGCACCACUUUCGUUCAUCUCAACGUUUUCCGACAAAUGAGCAUCCUUCACACACUUCAAUGUACUGUUUUCGGGUAAACAAAUAUCCAGUAGCCACGUGACGCUCAAACGGGGAAGGGCCGUGUUGUGGCCGUGAGGAUUUAACGCGUAGUGGACAGUAAAACACGAGGUAAAACAUUCCGUAAAUGGUUCUCAAUUUCGACUCUUUUAUUCGCGGGUAUACUUCUUACACACUGUUUACAAUGUUGUAUAGUGGAAAUGACAAGACGAGUAAGUUGGGUGGGAAGAGCGCAAGGAUAAUCAAUAUAAAGGUACAAAUCUACAAAGAUUCACAGUGGGAAUGGUUAUGUAAAAUAUAUAACAGCUCUAAGACUUCCUCCUUAUGAUUUUAAUUUCACAGAUUCAAUCUCUUGGGUGCUUUCACUACUCGGGUUGAUCUCAUCGGCGUUUGCUGAUGUAAUCCUGUGCUUCGUCCGCUUUUCGCAACUGGCUUUGAUGACUCACUCGUAGUCGGGACACUCAAUGUCUGGCUAGGGUCUGUACCCGACACCAAGACAGGUUGAACACUCGGACUUGCAAUCGUUGCACCGAAGCUGGCGGUUGUUGGCGCCUCUUGACUAGCCGGAGCAGUAUGGCUACUUGAUGCAUUCGGAGCGAAUGUGGGUUGUGUAGAAACGUCUGGCAAAAUCGGCAUAUCCAGCAAACUGCGACGAACUGGCAAGUUUGGUCCUACUCCACGAAGUUGAUCGAUGUACCGCUUCCAUAUACGAUUGUCAUCCAGCUGUACCAUAGAGUGCAACUUCCCAAGCUUUUCCACGACACGGCCAUAUUUCCACUUCUCAUGGCCUAGAAAAUAACGAGCAGCAACUCUUGCUCCCUCCGGAAUGGAGCGAAUCUUCGGAUCUGCCCUUUCCGAAUGUAUCGGACCAGGCAGCAUCAAAUCAAGACGGGAGCCAAUUUGACCAUCAUAGAAGGGGAUUUCCCAGUAGCAGGAUGGAUAGUCUUGCGAUACGUCAAAAGUAUGUUGCACAGUUCUACAAUCAUCUUCGUUUUAUCACAUUGCAGGGCCUUUAUUUUGUUCUUGAAGGUCUGAAUGAACCUUUCCACCUGUCCGUUCGUGGCCGGGUGAUAGGGGGCACCCAUCUUGUGGAACACACACAUUUAGUUAAUGCGUCUACGAAAACGAUGAAAUAUUUCCCCAUGAACGGCCCAGCGAAGUCAACGUGAACACGUUCGAACGGAUGCGUUGCCGGUUCCUAACGAUGCAGUGGGGCUUUUGUAGGAUUCGGACGUGUGACUUGACAGUUCCUCGAUGUCACUAUCAAUCCUUUCCCACCAUACGUAGCCUCUCGCAAGUGACUUUAGACGAGUACCGUCAACUGGGGGGAAGAUGAUCAUUGAGGUGAAGAUGAUCAUUUGAUGUGUCAGUCAAAAGUGCCAAAUUUUUUUAUGAAACGGUAGUCAACAAUAUUCUCCGUUCAAAUAAUGUUUCCGUUAGGUAGAAAUCCGAGUUUUUCGAUUAUAAUCAUGAAAAUGUAUUUUGUGGAAGAAAGAGAGAGAUAGUCAUAAAUGACGCUAUUUUCGUUUCAAAUAUUGACUUCGAAGACUUCUUUACGUAGUAAAUUCAACAUUCAUACAAAUAACCUAGUGUAUUUUGACUACUAGGUCAUAAUUAUUUUAGUAGAGCUGUCUUGAUCAACUUCACCCCAAACCAGAUUUUUCAAAAAAUGUGUGAUAAUUUAAUUUAUUUUAAUAAAUGCGAAUGCAUUUCAGAAAACUAAAGUUGUUGAUUAUUGCAACGUAUAGCAGUACAUGUUUUGAAAAUAUUUGUUUCGAAUUAAAAUGUAAACACACAUUGUUAUUGCAUGUUUUGUCUUAAAAAUGAUCAUCUUCCCCCCAGUUGACGGUACUUCAAAAGUGGGUGGAAUGCAGUUCUUGAAGCACCUUUGUGCGUAACUUAGGAGGAAUAUAAACGCGAAUUCCCCGCAAAAUGCACCCUUGCUGCAACGAAAAUUCGUUCUGGUUGAUACCGAAACGAUCUCUGGCUUCGACAAUCUUCCCAUUCUUUAAUCUCAGCUAAAGAACCUUGACCGAUCUGUCUGCCGCAGAGAGGCAUUGUCUCGAUAAUGCUGAUUUCCAGCAAGUCAGUUUCUUCUACAACGUUAUCCGGCUGCUUCAUUGCAAUCGGCAACCACGAGAACGCAUCCGCAUUGUAAUGUUUCUUUGUGAGACGGAAUUUUAUAGAGUAGUCGAAAGAUGGCAAAAACGUAGCAUAGUGCUGCAUUCUUAAGGCCGGCAUAGGGGUAGACCCAAGAUGAAUACACCACUAGGUGUUCCAAUCUGCCAAAUUCACGAUUCAGCCAUCUUGGAUUUUAGUAUUAGGUUCUGCAGCAUGACGUCACGAAUGAAUUCGGUCCUCACCGAAUGAACUUUUUUGACAGUUCAGUAGUACUUUUCACUGACUCCGACAAGGUUCGAGUUCGUGAUUGGUUGGCUGCCCCGAGUCCAACGCGAAGUACUACUAAUCAGUCAUCAGUUUGAGGUUAGAUACAGACGCUGCAGAACCUAAUGGGAGAGCCAGCCGGUUUGUUUAUGUUUUGCACCGAAAAUGAAUUUUUCACCCCCGCCUUUUUCUCGUCCAUAAAUUGGGCAGGCUGCAACACCUAGCUGUGUAUUCAUCUUGGGUAGACCCUUCGUCUCGGAAAAAAUCUGCUUGACAGGUUCAUUAUCCGUCUAAAGCACGUAUUUGCGUCCGUACAAAUAUUGGUGGAAUCGCCGAAUGCCGAAUACAAUCGCAUAUGCCUAUCGAUCAACUUUUUUAUACUUACGUUGAGUCUCGUUCAAAGUUUGGGACGCAUACUGUAUCGGCCGUUCCGAGCCGUCCGGAAGGACAUGGCUAAGGACCGCUCCGACUCCGUAAGGAGAUGCAUCGGUCGCCAGCACCAGUGGAAACUCAGGGUUAUAAUGCACCAGAAAGUUGUCGGAUUGCAUCCCCUGUUUCACCUUCCUAAAAGCUUCUUCGCAUGCUUUCGACCCCUCGAACGGCACGGCAUCGUUGCGCAAAAGCCGAUUCAGCGGAUGAAUCAUCGUUCUCAGGUUAGGAAGAAAACGUCCGUAAUAAUUCACCAACCCGACGAAGGAUCGCACUUGCUCUUUGCUUUCGGGGGUUGGCAUAUUUUGCAUCGCAUCGAUCUUUUCUUUCACUUUAUGUAUACCGUGGCGAUCGACGACGUAACUGCAAUACUCUUUUUGAUUCGCAAGAAACACGCACUUUUCCACGUUUUUUCGCAUACCGUUCUGGCUCAGACCCUUGAGCACUUCUUCAAGUCGUUGCAAAUGUGCCUAGUCGUUCGGACCCGCCACGCGAAUAUCGUCCAAAAACACUAUCACUCCCGGUAUUCCGUUCAACACUUCUUCCAUCAGUCAUUGCCAUAUCGCAGGUGCACAGCUCACGCCGUACACCAGGCGUGUUGGCCGGUACAUGCCCAGAUGUGUGCUCAGGGUCAGAAUGUCUCGUUGCUCAGCAUCCACUUUACGCUGUAGGUAAGCCUGUGACAGAUCGGUUUUCGAAAACUUUUCUCCACCUGCCACAUUCGCAAAAAACUCUUCGACAAUGGGGACACAGUACUCGUCCACAAGAUACCGGUGAACGGUGAUUUUGUAAUCACCACACAAUCGCACUUUGUUGUUCAUUUUCAUAACGGGGACCACAUGUGACGCCCAAUCACUGUGGUUCACUUUUUCGAGCACACCGUCAUUAACGAGCUUUUCAAUUUCUUGCUCAACCGCACUUCUCAAUGAAAACGACACCGGCCGCGCUUUAAUGUACACCGGAUGCGCGUUCGGCCUUAACUGCAGUUUUGCAGUGCGAUCUGGCCCAUAGACUGAUCACAUACACUACUGUACUGCGCAAUGAGCUUCUUCACCGACUCAUCGGUGGUGCACUUCACAACAUUAUCAGUCACCGAAUGUACUUCCUCAUAAAACUUACUAUCAUCCAGCCGCAAAACUUUCAUCCAGCUUCUGCUCAGCAACGGAUGCUUUCGAUUUUCCGCAACGUACAACAGCAAUCGGUAAACUUCACCGGCGUACUGAACCACGACUGUACACAUACCGCGCAAUUCGAUCGAAAUUCCACUGUAGCUCACAAGAGAUAGAUCCGGUUUGUCCAAUUUGAGCCCUGGCAAGAUCUUUCCGUAAUCCGCAAGGCUCAUUAUCGCCACCGGCGCACCACUGUCUACCUCGAAUCUCACUUUCGAAUCGUUCACCGAGAGGACAAUCCAGAAUUUGUCAACUCGACUUUCCACGUCGUACAAACCACAGAUUUCAUCAACGUAAACGUUCAGGGCUCUACAUUAUGGGUGGGAAGAUGCGUAGUUGUGUUGGUAAUCCGAGCUUGGUGAAUUUUGUACUCACCCAGUGAACUUUUCGGAUUUCUUAUGGCAAAAUGUUCACGAUUCGGUUUCCUUAUGGCAACUAACCUAAACAAAGAAAAAAAAUCCAUCGAAAUUGAAGUAUUGCACAAGAUUUUUCUCAUGCAGUACUAAGAUUCCGUCGUAUUUAUGCUGACAACACAUCUCUUCAUUGAAAAUUUUCAACAUUUUACUCAAAUUUGUUACUUCAAAAAAGUAAACAACAGCUGAUUCGGUUUCUUUAUGGCAAAUUUUCGAUGAUUUUUUUUCGUUGCAACGGCAAAACACUCACCAACACUCGCAAAACUCGGCCGUUUGGGCCACCCGAUAUAUACCACCCUGGACGCAGCGGAAGCAUGCACCCUUCUUCGAUUCACUUGGGCGCGAUUCAUUUGCAGCAGAUUUCCCCGUUCUUCUUCCCUUCGAUAUUGCACCCUUAUUUGCCGGAUGUUCCACCGCAUUCUCCACCGUUUUGACUUGGGACUAGAUCUCUUGCCCGUUCCUCGCGGACAUUUCCAUCGAAACUGCCAUAUCAUGAGCUUUGUCCAAAGUGAGGUUAUGAACUUCCAACAACCGGGCCUGGAUUCCGCGAUCUUUCAGGCCGAAAACGAAUUGAUUUCUCAGGACAAUAUUUAGGUAUACGCCGAAAUUGCACGUAAUGGCCAAUUUCCGUAAGGCAAUCAAAUAGUCACCCAUCGACUCGUCCAUUCGAUUCGCUCCAUGCUUCCUGCACCAGAAGCGAAAAUUUUCCAAAAUUUCAAGCGGUUGGGGAUUGAAAUGUGUCUCCAGCAGCUGUACGAUGUCAUAGUUUUCUCCACCCAUGUACUGGAGCAGCAUAGAGCGUUUCAAAUCGUCUGGGACCCGGAACAGCAGGGAAGCACCUUCCAAACGUUCAACCCACCGGGACCACUUCAUUCGAUGACGAUCGAAUGGUUCAAUGGUGAAGUUUGAUUGCAUCGCUAAUGGGGCACCUGCAGCAGCCCCAGCAUUCACACCAGUAGCACCUCCAGCAGCAACAGAACUGCCGGCAGUCGAGCCCAAAGCAGCAGCACCACCUGCAGCCAACGCAGCAGCAUCACGCGCACGAUUUCUUCGAAUUUCGUAUUCCUCAUCUGACAUCCUCAUCGUCAGAUUUACUAUUGUGGCCGUGGGGAUUUAACGCGUAGCGGACAGUAAAACACGAGGUAAAACAUUCCGUAAAUGGUUCUCUAUUUCGACUGUUUUAUUCGCGGGUACUGUUUACAAUGUUGUAUAGCGGAAAUGACUAGACAAGCAAGUUGGUUGGAAAGAGCGCAAGAAUAAUCAAUGUUGUCUAUCCGGGACAAAGAUAGAACGCUUUUUAUACCGAAGUUGGAUUUUUCGCCAGGUACAAGCAACUUUCCCAACUUCAUAAGUAGUGCGCUGGAUUCGCCUAAAGAUGCGCUAAACAACGUAUUAAUAAGUUUGACAGAUAAAACUUGGGAAGAAAGUUCGGUUCGGAAGUCCCAACUUCCGAAUUCUAAGUUGGUGCUACGCUGACAAUAUAAAGGUACAAAUCUACAAAGAUUCACAGUAGGAAUGGUUAUGUAAAAUAUAUAACAGGCCAUUUGGCCGAAUACCGUUCGGCCGAAUGCCAUUUGGCCGAAGGCCACUAGGCUGAAAGUUCCAUUUGGCCGAAUAAACCAUUAGGCCGAAAGGGUCAUUAGCCUGAACAAGACAUUUGGCCGAAUAGGACAUUUGGCCGAAUAGGUAAUUUAAAAAGUGAGAAAUGGGGUGUGAAACGUGAGACGCCUCACUUCUCACUACUUAUUUCCCACUUCUCACUGUGAAAAGUGAGUGGUGCGAAGUAAGAUAUGAGAUGUAUCGCUACACACACAAAAAAAUCGUUGGUAAAAGUAAAAGAAACGUUGGUAAAAUUAAGAAAAUGAGUUAGUGAAUUUCAGUAGAAAGUAUAGAGCUGUUAAAUUUACCAAUGUCAAAAUGUCAAGAAGUUCAACAAGUGAAAAGAUUUUCAAAAUAACAAUUUCCUCUCAAAACUAAAUGUGUAACAUUUGAAUCCACUGUUGACUCUUUCAAAAUAACAAGUUGGUGAAUUUUCAAUUUGAUUGAAAAUUGUCAAAUAAAAUUCCUAAAUAGUCAAAAUUUAUUGUUUUGUUUCGUUAUUUAUUUAUUUGAUAUGAGUAUUUGCUAUUUCAUUCCAUUUAUAUCUAGAGUUAGCAAACAUUUGUGAGACGUCUCACUACUCACUUCUCAUUUCACACUGCUCAAUGUAAAAAGUGAGUAGUGCGAAUUGAGAAGUGAGACGUCACAAACUCACUUUUCACAGUGAGAAGUGAGACGUCUCAUUUCUGACUUCUCGUUUCUUCCUUCUCACUGUGAUAAGUGAGAAGCGCGUAGCGAGUAGUGAGACGUCUUAUCACUCACUUCGCGCUUCUUACUUUUAACAGCGAGAAGUGAGAAAUGAGGAGUGAGAAGUGAGAUGUCUCACUUCUCACUCCUCAUUUUCCAUUUCUUUCUGUGAAAAGUGAGUAGUGUGAAGUGAGAAGUGAGACGUCUCAUUACUCACUUGUCAUUUCUCACUUUUUACAGUGAGCCCUAUUCGGCCAAAUGUCCUAUUCCACCAAAUAUCCUAUUCGGCCAAAUGUCCUUACACUUUUUUCUCGGCGGCUCUACGUACAAUCUUUUUCUUGUUCUGCUCCAACUUUACACUUGCGGAAUCGUUUGCCAUCACUUUUAAAUAACUCGUCGAUCUCACUCAUCUCCCGGUGGAAGCAAUCAAACAGCAGAGCACACGUGUCCAGGAUGGUUUCCAUCCGGAACCUCCAGUUGUGGAAGCCGGGCUAUGUAGUAAAAGGCACAUGUUUUUGUUUGAGCGGGAAAAUUCUCCCUAUCUUUGAACCCUGCGGCUAUCUUGACGUUUACCUUCGCACGAGCCUUCGAGCACGAGACUGCCGCGAUAAUCUAAGAAAACGUAUAAUUUGAUUCGUGGAAAGGUUGAGGAGACGGGUUCCCUCUUCUAAAUAAUCGAGAAAGGAUGGAUUUUGUCUAAGGAGGCUUACGGAGGAAAAUGUCCUCCAACCAAACCGGUCAUUUGGCCAAAAAAAAUAGUUUAACCGAAUAGGUCAUGGUUCAAAAUGCAAUUUGACCGAAAUGGUCGUUAAUAAUCGAAAUACCUGAAAACACAUUUUUUUUCUGAACGAGCUAUACGGCGGAUGUUUCUUUAAGUAUCACCUCGGGAAAGAUCCGUUUGACCGAAUGUCAUUCGGCCCGAAGUCCGAAUGGUUGUUGGGCACUUUGAGCCGAAUAUGCCAUUUGACCAAAGACUAUAGUCUUUGAUUUGACCAAACUAAAUAUUAGAUCGACACCAAUUUGAUCGAAAAAGUCAUUUGGCCGAAUAGAACAUUUGGCCAAAAAUGUCGUUUGGUCGAACAGGUCAUUUGGCAGAAACAGCCAUUUGGCUGAAAACUUGAUUUGCCCGAACGGGUCAUAAGACGGUAAAUGUAAUUUUACCGAACACGUCAUAUGGCCGAAAAUAUCAUUUGACCUACCAUUAGUGAAUGUGAAAAGCGUGAGGUGAUCAAUGAUAGAAGUGCAAAGUGGGAAAUGAGAAGUGACCAGUCCGAAAUGCGAAGUGGGAAGUGAGACGUCUCACUUUUUAUUCUUUAUUUUUCACUUAUUUCUUCCAGUGAAUAGCGAGAAGUGGAAAGAUAAAACUAAGAUUAUUUUUUGUUCUUAAUUGUAGAGGUUUCCAGCCCUUGACUGUCAAACAAAAAAAAUAAGCUGAACAAGCUAGUUUUUCAGUCGUAGAAGACUAUUUUUGAUUUAAUAAGCGCUCUGUCAGAUUCCAAUGUUUUUUGUUUGGUUCACCUCUUAGGUCUGUCUCAUUUGGAGAAUUAAACUGAAAUUAAACUUAAAAGUGACAUUUGAAUAAUUAUCGAAUAACCCUGCUCGCAGAGCAAGAUUACUUUUGACAGAUAUCGAAUCAUUUUGCAUCGAUGUCUUAUUGGAGUUGCUGGGUAGCACCAGCCAUUCUUAUGAUUGGGUUAUUUGCUUAUUUUCGAACUGUCACUUUUAAGUUUAAUUCUCCAAAUGAGACAGACCCUUAAAGGAGUGAGAAGGGAAACGUUUCUCAAUUUUCACUCCGCUUUCCUCACUUCUUACUAUUCACAGUGAGAAAAGAAGAUUGAGAAGUGACAAGUGCGAUGUCUGGAUUCUCAUUUCCAUUUCUUACUUCUUACUACUCGUGUUUUACCUUUGCAUAAAACGAACAAUCCGGACCGUAUGUAUUGUGCGCAAACCUUAUGCAUUUGCGUACGUCGUGUUUAUGCCAAUUAAGGCGAGUAUACAAAGGUGAAUAGUUUUGCGUGUAGGAUCCCCGUACAAAUUUUAAACAUUGUUAGAGGCAUGCCAAAAUGAAAUAAAAAGACGGAAAUGCUUAAUUUCCUAUUAACACGAUACCAACCUGUGCUUUUCAACUCGCAGUUAUUUUUAUUUGGAAAAGUUAUCUCCAGUAAAAAAGAAAAAAUAGAAAAAUCACAUGUCACUAGGUAAUAUGUUUUGAAUUGAGUAGAACAGUGCAUCGUUGGACAUAAGAAAAAACUGAGGAAAGGAAUAUUUUGGUCAACAUAUUUUACGUAGUCCUACUGAAGUCGAAUGCUUCAACUUCAACCUAGCCGUGCUUUAACAAAAUAUCCAAAAUAAGAAGUCAUUGAACACCACACAAAAAGACCUUCGGCAUUUCUGCCCAUAAAAAUCCAGAACGAAAUUGAGCAAAAUGGCGAAAUUAAGUCAAAAAAUCGAUACAGACAGAAAAAAAAACCUGCCAAAAUUUUACCAUUUUUACAUUACGGUUGUUUUCUAAAACCCAGGUGGUUUUGAAAUUGAAAAUUUUUCACCAUGUAGAUUUUUUCUAACCCAUGUGCAUUUGAAUAAAAAAGGAGACGAAAAUAUGGUAGCAAAACGAAACAAGAAGAAAUAGUAAUAACAUACUUUAGGAAAACUAAUUUAUUAACUGGAGGAAAAUGGGCGACAAGCAAAGCAAAAAAAUCUAUAAAUAAUCAUGUAAAUAGAAGGAAAACCAUUAGCUAUUACAAUUAUUUCCUAACAACAGGAUUGUACUUAAAUCAAGGUAAAAUCGCUGGGACGAGUCAAAGCUGCUGAGUGAAGCUUUUAUUGUGAAUACAAGCUCUGGUAACUACAAUCGCGAUUGUCCAUAACCUACAGACUAACAAGCACUAAAACGCGGUAAUGGACGAAACCGAUGAAAGAUUUAAUUUUAUACAUAAAUUAUUCUUAGCUUAGUAAGGCAUCACCACAGCUAAGACGAAAACUUAUACGAAUAAGUUGAAUGUGAUUCUAAUCUUUAAAUAAAUCAAAUUUAUAAGAAAUAUGCGCGAGGCAACAGAGGAAAUAGACAAAUAAUUGCUUUUUAUUUUAACUGAUCUACAAUUUUAGCUAUGAACUAAAGCGACAGAAAUAUUCUAUAUUUACGCAAAUCUUCUACAAAAAACCCCGCGACACUCACUACUGCACAACCAAUUUAGUUGACCGCUCGAAUGUUAACCCAACAAAUCCCGCAACAUGUCAAUAAGAAAAGAUAAUGUCACUUAAGGCUUCCAUCGAAUCGAAAACUACACGUGAAGACGUUUACUCUUCAUUCAAUCAUAGCGGGAUCGAAAGCAAAGAAGAAAAGAAGAGUUUAUUUUUCUAAAUGUACUUGUCUUUCGCUGAAUCUUGUUACACUGUACGAGUUCCUUGAAGAAAAACAAAUGAAUGGAAAUAAAUCAUUCUCAGAAAUAUGUUGAGCUCAGUUCGCUGGUUAGGCAAUAAUAAAUAAUGAAUCUAUAACAACAUUUUUGAAAAAAAUAACAUUCCUUACAAUGGUAAUAAUAAACUGAAGAGGAAGAUUGUCGCUGGCGUUCCAUUUGCCCUUAUUCGCAAAAAUUUUGAGAAAUAACUGUCAAAAUGUAAAUCCAACGUUUGUGUUUACUGUUUAGCUCUCGUAUAGUGACUACAGCAUCAAUCUUCUUCGUUUGUUUAUAAUCUCUAUUUUUGCUUUACAUAAUCCAUCAACAGAGAACUAAUUUUAUUUGACCACAAACACAGGAUGCAUUUAUCAUCUGGUCAUUAAAAAAAACAUUACAGAGAGAUUUAAAAAAAAAACUAUUUUAUGCAAAUAUCGGAUCUAACAUUUGACAAGAAAACCACGAAGAUAACAUUUUACAAUAAAAAAAAAUCAACAUCAACGUCAAAUUUUGAGUUUAGCCGUCGAUCUUGAAUACACGUGCACCCCUAAUUUUGGUUUGUAAAUAUUCCGUGUACAGUAGAAAAUCGAAAAUUUGUUUUCAAUAAAAUGAAAUAUCUGCAGUUAUCAGACGUCGCAACUCAUUUCUGAUUAGUGCGCAUGAUAGUACAUUCAUGCGUGCAUGAUGCGCACUACUAAUGAAAUAUUUCAAAUUGUCGCGACUCGCGUCGCAGCGCGAGUGCUCAAUCGCGCGGUCCGGUUUGGUGGCGGCCCGACAAUAUGUAGUUUGAAGAAAAACGAAACCGAAAUCAAAGUCAACUAACGUUCCGCAAAAUUCCCAAAUUAGGAAACAAACGGCUCAAGUCCAUGCCGGUAACGAAACGGCAAGUUUGUGAAUGACUACUGCUAGCUACAAAAGCUGUUACACGGACAUGAAAUGUAAUUCCUUUCAAAUGAACCUACGGAGUAGAAGUGUAAUUUGAAGAAUUGAUGGAAAGAAAACAAAAAGAAGAAUAAAAACUAGUAAAAAAGUA
Armigeres subalbatus is the source of this 19543-nucleotide messenger RNA. RefSeq lists its product as uncharacterized. Gene Ontology annotation, molecular function: metalloendopeptidase activity. Gene Ontology annotation, biological process: Notch signaling pathway; membrane protein ectodomain proteolysis. Gene Ontology annotation, cellular component: plasma membrane. The coding region runs from base 891 to 6056 and encodes 1721 amino acids. Lineage: Eukaryota; Metazoa; Arthropoda; Insecta; Diptera; Culicidae. The transcript has 12 exons. The record is from RefSeq and is a predicted model, not a curated record.